CUCUUGAGCGCCUGUAACAACUCUAUCUUAUCGUCAAAGCUGUACCAAACUUCAGUGACAUCUCUAAGGCAAGCACAUCCAUGCAUGCAGGCAUGCAAUCCCACCUCCUCAGCCCUCGAUGCUGCAAAAAUCCAUUACAGAAAAGCACCCAAUGAAGAACCUGACAGUUGGGUGUCAGUAAAGAUGGUAAUGAGCCGGUUCCAAAAAUAGCACGCACCUGGAACACAAUCUGUGCGCGCAUGCGCACAUGAAACCACCUCACGUUCACUCUCGUUCUCACUCUCCCGCACACUGCUCUCGCCCCCACUACAAGGAAAAAAUGCUGUGCCUUUCUGGCUCUUCCAGUCUGUAUGUUCCUCCAAACCCUUAAGAACCCGUGACACCUCGACAACCUCCAAACUCCACUUACUCACUCUCUCACUCCCUAUCUGUUCUCAACUCGCCAGCCACCAGCAAUCCCAGGCCCACGUACGGAGAGGGCUGCAGCAUGCCUUCGCGCAACAAAGCGACACAACCCUUCAUCGUCACAGUCAACACCGACGACUCAAACUCGAGGCACUCAGACUCGAGGCACUUACACAUACACAUACACACACACACAGAGAGAGAGAGAGACUGCACAAUCUGGGAAAAAUACUCCCUCAACCCUCCACAGAAAUCCUCCUGCUGAUGUGUUUUUUUCUCCGACACAGCCAUUCAUCAUCACAGUCGACGCAAACAAACUCAGACUCGAGGCACACAAACACAGGCACGCCCACACACGAAGCCAGAAACACUCUCCGCGUUGCAGCAGUGAUGAGACCCCCGCUGCCCCUUUCAGGUCUCUUUGUGCGGAAACGGCUUCAGGGGAUCUAUUUUGAAAUGCCUGAUCAGAUUCUUAGACAUGACCUGCUCCGCCUCCGCCACAGUGUAAUUGACGCGCUUCAUACUUUUGAUGACCCCCCGUUUGUAGAGGGCGUAAACGAGGGGCAGGCCAGACAUGUCGCUUCCAUAUACCACGCGGUCAAGCACGCCCUUCUGCUUCACCUUCUGGAAGACCCAGUCAAGAUAGCUGCCGCAUUGAUCAAAUUUACAGCUCCCAAAUGCUGAAAUCUCGAGCAGCACAUUGGGGUAUCUCUCCGCCAUCUCGAUGACCUCUGGAAGUCUGUCAUCGCCUUCAUCGUUGAAGUCGAAGCCCAUGUGGCCGAGGAUAAAUGUGACAUUCUGGUACCGCUGGAUUGCUGGCUCCAGAAACUCGACGAGAUAGGUGCGCCGGAACUUCUCCCGUUCGGCUUCAGUCUUGUCACUGAGCUUCUGCAGUGGGGUCGACCCGAUGUGAUGGUAUACGGGGACUCCGUACUUCGCCGCUGUCUGAUAAAUCGGGUCGUAUCUCCGAUCGUCGAGCGCGAAGUUGUUGUGGAUGAAUGCGAGUUUGAUCCCCACAACCAACGGGUGCUCGAGUGUCUUCGACAGAUUCGCAAUGGCGAUUUCUUUGCUGUUAUCCCAGUCGGUCAUGUUGACGCCUGAGAACCCGACGAACUGUGGAUGGCCAUCGCGGAUGUUGCGGGGGUCCUCGAGGUGCUUGAUGAGGCUCUCCUGGGAGGCGAUGCCCCAAGUCUUAGGGGCGUAGACCGACAGCAUAACGCCGACAUCGAUCCUCGCAAACCCAUUCUGCUGCUUCAUUCCCAAGAAAGAGCCGUAGGGCGCAGCAGUGAACUUUGACGAGGUCUUGAGCAGGAACUUCUUCAGGAAGUCAGGCAGCACAGGUAUCUCCUCCGUGAGAUGCUUUUUUCCCAAUUCACCCAUGUCUUCAAAGGAUCCAAAAUGCUGGUGCAUGUCGACGACUUUGAGGUCGCGAAGAUUCCUCAGGUCUUUAAGCAGUGUAACCUCCUUCGGGGGCUGAGGGGUCCCUUCCCCGGCUGUUGCUGCGCCCAGCAGAGUCCGCGGAGCCUUUUGCCGCUGAAGGACCGACGUGAGGGACUGCGACGGAAGAGCCUGCGGAACGAAUGCCGCGAUGGUGAGGAGAACAGACGUGGUGAGAAGGAGUGGAAGGAUGACUCUGCUCAGCUUCAUUGCAGAAUCCAGGGUAGAUGUCAGGAAGCAAGGACGAACCAGCGAGUGCUUAGCU
Molecule: messenger RNA, 2107 nt
Organism: Vitrella brassicaformis
Lineage: Eukaryota; Vitrellaceae
Source: the annotation of a GenBank genome assembly